Stomoxys calcitrans (stable fly) is the source of this 3913-nucleotide messenger RNA. It is a transcript of the gene qkr54B, whose product is annotated as KH domain-containing, RNA-binding, signal transduction-associated protein 2. The record is from RefSeq and is a predicted model, not a curated record. The transcript has 7 exons. Gene Ontology annotation, molecular function: mRNA binding. Gene Ontology annotation, cellular component: nucleus. Gene Ontology annotation, biological process: regulation of alternative mRNA splicing, via spliceosome. Bases 199 to 1413 code for a protein of 404 amino acids. Lineage: Eukaryota; Metazoa; Arthropoda; Insecta; Diptera; Muscidae.
GAUUGCAGCAAACUACAAACGGGUCUCUCGAAGAAAAGUGAAAGUGCUACAUUUCUUUUACAAAGAAAAAAAACCCAAACAUUUUCCUUCUUAUUGAUUUACGACAAGAUCUAUUUUUGUUGUUAAACAAAAGUGAAAAAUAAGACGCCGAGUUUUGUAAAAAAAUCUGCGCUUUGAGUGGCAAAGAAAGAACUAAAAAUGGCCACUACCUAUGAGGGAAAUGGCGACUAUGUCGAUAAUUCUGGUGGGGGAGAACAGCACCAGCAUCCUGACACUAACUACCUUAACGAAAAGGCAAAUGAAUAUGUGAGGGAAUGUUUAAAUGAGAAAUCACGAAUGGAUCGAAAGUUCCCCAUAGCGGAGAAGCUACUGGACGCAGAAAUUGACAAAGUGCAAACCACUGGACGUUUACCAUCCAAAGAACAAAAGUAUGCUGAUAUUUAUAGAGAAAAACCGCUGAGAGUGUCACAAAAAGUUUUAGUACCCAUAAGGGAACAUCCAAAGUUUAAUUUCGUUGGCAAGUUAUUGGGACCCAAAGGCAAUUCGUUACGUCGCCUUCAAGAAGAAACCAUGUGUAAGAUGACCGUACUGGGACGGAAUUCCAUGAGAGAUCGCGUCAAGGAGGAAGAAUUACGCAAAUCGAAAGAUCCCAAGUACUCACAUUUGAAUAGUGAUUUACAUGUGGAAAUUUCUACUGUAGCACCUCCAGCAGAGGCAUAUGCCCGCAUAGCGUAUGCGAUGGCUGAACUUCGUAAAUAUCUCAUACCGGAUAGCAACGAUGUUAUUCGACAAGAACAAUUACGUGAGCUUAUGGACAGUACCCACAUAUCGGAGGAGCAUAAAACGUCUGGUUAUAAGAAAAUUAUGCCAUCACAUGCCUCCUCUAGCGGUGGUGGGGGUGGUGCAGGAAUUAUAACUGGCACCGGCAGUGUAAUUACAUCGAAUGUUUCAAAGAACAUGGUACCAUAUUCCAAAACAGCAGGACCAGCAUCAAAUUCAGCCGCAGCGUAUAAUAAAAAUAAUGCUGCACCCAAACAAAAAGUUAUGUCAAUAUUGGAAAAGGCCCGUUCGGCUAUGGAGGAAACAUAUGGACGUGGCUAUGACGAAAGUCAAUCGUUCGAACAUCUGCAACAGGGAUAUGAUGCCUAUUCGUAUCCACAGCAAUCAGCACAAUCAGCUGCUCAUGUAUCACAAACUUCUGGCAUUGGCAUAAAUCACUUGAAUACAGUGCGAGGCCCUUACGACACAGGCGAAUAUGAAACAAAUGAUUAUAAUAGACGGGGAGGAGUGGGCGGAGAUUAUUAUCAGAAUGCUGCCACAACAUAUGGCGCAGCUGGUGGUGGUGGUGGUAUCCAACCGAAUGGCGGUCUAAAUCCGAAUCAAACGCCAAAUCGAAGUCAUGUUAACAGGUGAAAUUUAUUUGUAGCGCCAUCAACAAAUCACACAACAACACAACAAAAAUCACAUCAGCAGCCCAAUAACAACGUUAUUUCGAACACAUGUUGUCCCACGAUUUCCUCUUCUACAUCUACAACUUUGAAACCAGGAAACUUACUACACCAACUGUCUGAUAUACACGAUCCCCUAUUGCCAGGACGCGCAGGUGCGGGCGGAGUUGGCCCAAAACAUGAACUAAAUAAUAAUUUAUAUAAAUCCUCAACAAUCUCCUCAUCAUCUGUAUCAUUACAUCUGGCUGGCACUUAUCAACAACAAACAAACGUAGGAACAGGCACAACUAAAAACAAUAACAAUCUAAAUCAUUCCUACAAUGGCCCAAUUCCUCUUACACAUAUGACAAUACCAACAACACAAAAUUUCCCACCGUCUUCUGACACAACAUCAGCAGCAGCAACAAUUUCCAAUAAUCUUAAUAACAGUAACAAUGAUAAUCAAAAAACGACAACAACAGCAACAUUAUUACCACCAAUUCAGAACACUAUCUCAAUGUCUGAUACAACAAAUCAACAACAACGUACGGCAGCAAACAGCUUAUUGUUCGUAAGACCCGCAAAUCAUUCAACAACAACCACUACUACCCUACAUGUUGGUAAACUACCGUUUUUGCCGGUGCAGCAGUUUAUCUGAAGCAUACAUAUUCAGCUAUAAUAAUAAAAACAACAACAACAGCUACUACUACUACUACUACUCCUUACAAAUCUACAAAAACAAAAUCACCACCCACCAACCAACCAUAUACUUCUCCCUCUUUAUACAAGAACAAAAACCAACCAGAACAACAAAAACUAAACAAGAACACAAUACUGUUUUAUUUCAUCUUACAUUAUAUAUUAUUGCGUAUUUUUAACUAAUAUUUAUAAUUUUUAAAAACAAAAGCGUAAAGAAACAAAAGAAUUAUUAUAUUUACAUUAAAAUUAUUCACACGCAGUUCGGCGCAUGAUUCCUGAUACAAGGUUUUGAGAGCGAUAUUAUUUUCCGUAAAAAAGCCACAAAAACAAAAUUAAGAUAAAGUCAAAAAUCUUGGAUCACUGCUAAUUUAUUGACUAGCCAACAAACAAGACAAAAAAACUAUUUUGAUCAAAAAAGUUCUAAAGACAAAAUUGGAUUGGAUGAUAAAAAUUUCAAAUUUUAUUUCAAGCCAUUUGCUAUAAUUUCGAAAAAACCAAAAAUAUAUCGAAACCUUGGCAUGGAUUAUGCCGUCCCUGUGUUACCUAAGGCUCAAAGUCUUAUAAAUACAAAAACAAAAAAUAAAACAUAGACACGUUUAAAACAAAAUAACCAUAACAAUGAGAUAAUUUCAUUAAGAAAACAAAAAAAAACAAACAAGAAUUAAAAUUCAAUGAACAAUUAACUAAUUGAAAAUUAAAUAGUAAGAUAAACCCCCAGAUAACAGGGCGGAGAACAGAAAAAACUAAAAUGAAAACAAACUUACAAAAUAAUAUUUACUAAUUAUUACAAAACCUUAAGCAUAUAUACAUCUAUAUAUAUAUAUAUUUACAAAUAAAUAUUGACAAGGAUUAAAAAAACAGAAAGAGAAACAAAAACAUUAAUAUAAACUUCUAAAAAUUCCAAAAUAUAACUAACUGCAUAAUUUGAUUAAUGACUAAGAAAAAAAAACUCAAGCGACCCUUGGAAACUUUAACAACAACAGUCUAAUGUGAAUAAAACAACAACAACAAAGAAAAGAAAUAAAAUUUAAACAUGAGUUAAAACUACAUAGCAAUGAAACAACAACUUAAAAUGCAACACUUACAAUUGUGUAUAACUUAAAUAAAACAAAUAAAAAGGCAUAAAGAAUUUUAAGAGUAAAUAAAAACAAAUCUAUAUAUAUAUUAAUAUAUACAAACAAAAAACAUUUAAUAUUUAUCAUUACAGAAAAAAAGCGAACGAAAGCAUAAAACAAAGAGGGAAAUAAACAAAUACAUAAAAGUAAUAUAUAUAAAAUAUAAAUAUUAACGUACAAUAUCACAAAAAACGGGCACAUAAUAAAUUAAUAUGAAAGAAACAAAACUACUAUAAAAACAAAAGAAAAAAACGACAGAUUUUCAAAAUAAAAACAAAAAUAACAAUUAACAAUUUUUUAAAACACUCUAAAAAGACAAAACAAGUAACAAGUAAAUGAAAAAAGUAAAAAAAAAUCAUACAUUCGCAAAAAAUGCAAAACAACAAUAACACAAUGAAGUACACAUUUCCCCAAAUGUUACUCUUAAUGGAUAAUAAAGGAAUGAAUCGAAACCACAAGGAGAAAUACACAUAAUUACUUUAUAAAACAAAUAAAAGGAAACAAAGAUACAUACAAACAAACAACAUGGAAUAAUAUAUAUACAUAUAUAUUUAUAUGAUCAUACUUAUGCGAAAUUUAUUAAAUAUGCAAUAUAUCUAAAUGUUAUAAAGAAAUCGAUAAAAUCUAAAAAAAAACUAAUUGUCCAAUAAAAGUCAAUAUUCGCCUAUGAAA